AUGAAAGCCAGCCAACAUCGAACAAGGCACGUCGGCCUCAUCAGAUCAGGCGAGGCCGCUUAUGGGCAGCUUUCCCCCACGUUCGUUCACGGUAGGGCUUGCUAUAAAAAGGCAAAAGCCGCCACUAAGCCAUUCCACCUCUUCGUACUAUUCAAACAAGGCGAGCGGCAUCACUGCCUACUGAGCAGUUGUCACUACUUUUCAGUAAUAGUGUUCAAUUUUUCAUCUACCUCAUCGACGGACCGUUUUCCAUCGUUCUCAUAUCAAGCUCCAUCAACGUGCGACGCCUACGUUCCUCUUUGCACCAGUACUGUGACACGCUUGGCAUCUGCCCCGGUCCUAUUCGUGCAGCGCAGCACAGCUGUCAAUUGCCGAUUUCUACGACAUUAUGAAGACCGUAUGUCUCUGCCUGGUGCUGUGUGUCGCGGCCGCCGUUUUAGCACACCCGCAUCAUGGCCAAGGUGGGCGCAGGAGAGGUGGACCACCUCGUCUCGGAAGACGACCUGCGCUGUGGUUCUCACCAAUCCUCCUUCGUAAACUGUGUGCGCAAAUUCAAUUCCCAUCCUCCACAAUACCGGGAGUGACUCUGGAUGGCAGCACUGUUACUGUCUCAUUCGGCAGUGAAUCUACGGUGAAUUCUUCACCAUCAGAUUCUACGAUUACAUCGUCAAGUACUUGACAGACUUCCCAGGGAAUUACACUCACUCCAGGUGUUUGAUAUUGUCCAUGUACCACAAAUAACAAUAAAGUUUGCUCCACCAUCAAGCAUACGCUUCGCUGAAGCAAGAAGAAAUGUGAGGACGAUAGCCGAGGAGCCUACGUAAAACGUAAAAUGAAUAAAUAAAAAGACGUAAAUUACAGAGAAAUAAAGUACUAGCGGCAUCGUCACCU
This is a messenger RNA of Dermacentor silvarum, 891 nucleotides long. RefSeq lists its product as uncharacterized. The record is from RefSeq and is a predicted model, not a curated record. The transcript has 6 exons. Lineage: Eukaryota; Metazoa; Arthropoda; Arachnida; Ixodida; Ixodidae. Bases 1 to 537 code for a protein of 178 amino acids.